AUGACCUCACAAGGUCAGGGAGAUGUAUAUAUAUAGUGCAGAGAGAGACGACUGAGAACCAUCUACUGAUCAACAGCUACAGCUUUGCAAGUAACAGACUAUACAACCAUCUCCGCUAUGAAGACAACAAGAAGCGUUGCCCUUCUUGGGCUUGUGGUUCUCAGCUGCCUUUCUGAAAUUGUUAUUGCUCAACGACGGGCCUUCUGCAGCACGUUCCAGUUUUCUGGAAAAACGCAGCUUGCCUGUCCCCGCAACUACGAACCCGUCUGCGGGACCGAUGGCGUGACCUACCCCAAUGAGUGCACCCUCUGCAGAGAAAUCUUCCGUAACAGAGCCAUCGACAAGAAGCACGAUGGAAGAUGUGUUAAGCUCGACUGUACUGGCUACCUGAGAUCAGGCAGUGGUAACGCUAUCCCCUGCACCCUGGAGUACUUGCCCAUCUGCGGCACCAACGGCAUUACCUACAGAAACAAGUGCAGCUUCUGCAAUGCUGUGGCGAAUGGACUGGAGGUAAACCUGCGCAAUGUUGGAGAAUGCUUCCAGGAGACAAUUGACUGCAACGGACAGAAGGGUAACAAUCUCAUCUGCACCGCCGACUAUAACCCCCUUUGCGGCUCCGAUGGUAGAACUUAUGGAAACAAAUGCCAGUUCUGCAACGCAGUUUCGCGGAGCCGCGGAACUCUGCUCCUCAGACACCGUGGUGAAUGCUGA
Molecule: messenger RNA, 711 nt
Organism: Gavia stellata (red-throated loon)
Lineage: Eukaryota; Metazoa; Chordata; Aves; Gaviiformes; Gaviidae
Product: ovomucoid-like
Molecular function (GO): protein binding; serine-type endopeptidase inhibitor activity
Source: RefSeq, a predicted model, not a curated record